Drosophila innubila is the source of this 4091-nucleotide messenger RNA. RefSeq names its product hemicentin-1 (gene ed). Gene Ontology annotation, biological process: cell-cell adhesion. Gene Ontology annotation, molecular function: cell adhesion molecule binding. The record is from RefSeq and is a predicted model, not a curated record. Gene Ontology annotation, cellular component: cell-cell junction. Lineage: Eukaryota; Metazoa; Arthropoda; Insecta; Diptera; Drosophilidae.
AUGCAUGUGCAGGCGGUAACCAAACUCGACUUUCAACCGGAGCGGGGCAUUUACGAUCUACAGAUCAAGAAUGUGUCCUACAAUCGAGACAAUGGACGUUUCGAAUGCCGCAUUAAGGCCAAAGGCACCGGUGCCGAUGUACAUCAGGAGUUUCAUAAUCUCACCGUCCUCACACCUCCCCAUCCACCUGUUAUCUCACCUGGCAACAAUGCCAUUGCCACCGAGGAUAAGCCUAUGGAACUGACCUGCAGCAGCAUUGGUGGCUCACCAGAUCCCACCAUAACUUGGUACCGUGAGGGAUCCAAUUCACCGUUGCCCGCAACCGUGGUGCGUGGUGGCACCAAGGAUCAGCCCACAAAUGCCACACUCAUGAUUACACCACGGCGCGAGGACGAUGGUGCCAAGUACAGGUGUGUGGUGCGAAAUCGCGCUAUGAAUGAGGGCAAACGCCUGGAGGCAACAGCCACCUUGAAUGUCAACUACUAUGCCCGUGUCGAGGUGGGACCUGAGAAUCCACUGCGAGUAGAACGUGACCGCACUGCGAAAUUGGAAUGUAAUGUGGAUGCGAAGCCAAAGGUGCCGAAUGUGCGGUGGACACGCAAUGGCAGCUUCAUUAGCUCCUCCCUGGUGCACACGAUCCAUCGGGUGAGCGUUCAGGAUGCGGGCAAAUAUACGUGCAGUGCCGACAAUGGCCUCGGCAAGGCCGGCGAACAGGAGCUCAUCCUGGACAUACUCUAUCCGCCGACAGUUGUCAUUGAGUCGAAGACCCGUGAAGCGGAGGAGGGUGAAACCGUUAACAUACGUUGCAAUGUCACCGCCAAUCCAGCACCAGUUACCAUCGAAUGGCUUCGGGAAGGUGCUUCAGAUUUUCGCUAUAACGGCGAAGUCUUAACCCUACCCUCGGUGCGGGCGCAGGAUGCGGGCAAUUACAUCUGUCGCGCGGUAAACAUUAUGCAGAGUCAGGGACAGGAGCGCAGUGAGCGUGUGGGCAACUCCACAGUGGCCCUCCUCGUGCGUCACCGUCCUGGCCAGGCUUACAUAACGCCCAACAAGCCCGUUGUGCAUGUUGGUAAUGGUGUGACUCUCACUUGCUCGGCAAAUCCACCAGGUUGGCCGGUGCCACAAUAUCGCUGGUUCCGUGACAUGGACGGCGAGUUCUCCAGUCGUCAGAAGAUUCUGGCCCAAGGACCACAAUACUCUAUACCGAAGGCACAUCUGGGUAACGAGGGAAAGUAUCAUUGUCAUGCCGUUAACGAGCUGGGCAUUGGCAAGAUGGCCACGAUUGUCUUGGAAAUCCAUCAGCCACCCCAGUUUCUGGCCAAGUUGCAACAGCACAUGACACGGCGGGUCAAAGAUGUGGAAUAUGCUGUGACUUGCAGUGCCAAGGGAAAACCUGCACCGAGUAUCAAGUGGUUAAAGGAUGGCGUCGAAAUUCUGCCCGAAUUGAAUCUCUAUGAAGUGAAAACGGAUCCCGAUCAGGGCCCCAAUGGCAUGGUCACCGUUCAGAGCAUGUUGAAGUUUCACGGCAAUGCGAGACCUUCGAGUAAUCAGCUGGUGCCUGGAGAUCGUGGCUUGUACACGUGUCUCUACCAGAACGAGGUGAACUCAGCCAACUCCUCGAUGCAGCUGAGGAUUGAACAUGAACCCAUUGUGCUCCAUCAGUACAACAAGGUGGCCUUUGACAUUCGUGAAACCGCUGAGGUUGUUUGCAAGGUGCAAGCCUAUCCCAAGCCCGAAUUCCAAUGGCAAUUUGGCAAUAAUCCUUCGCCUCUGACCAUGUCCUCCGAUGGACACUACGAGAUUAGCACCACAACGGAUAACAAUGAUAUCUACACAUCGGUGUUGAGGAUUAACUCGCUGACCCACUCGGAUUAUGGUGAAUACACUUGCCGUGUUGUCAACUCCCUGAAUACGAUUCGUGCUCCGAUUCGGCUGCAGCAAAAGGGUCCUCCCGAGAAGCCGACGAAUCUGCGUGCUGUUGAUGUGGGCCACAAUUAUGUGACUCUCAGCUGGGAUCCCGGAUUCGAUGGGGGACUGAGCAAGACGAAGUUCUUUGUCAGUUACCGCAGGGUGGCCAUGCAACAGGAGGAACAAUUGAAUCCCGAUUGUGCCACACUUGCGAAUGCCAACUCCGAUUGGGUUGAGGUCGAUUGCCAGCGUGAUAUACCCUGUAAAGUGACAUCGUUGGAUCAGCAUCAGAGCUAUGCCUUCAAGGUGAAGGCGUUGAAUCCCAAGAACGGAUCACCCUACUCCAAUGAGAUCAUAACUACCACAAAGGUCAGUCGCAUUCCUCCCCCGUUGCAGGUCACCUACGAGCCGACCACACGCACAUUGGGCAUCGAUGUGGGUGCCACAUGCCUCAAUCUGGUGGCUGUUGUGGAGACCAUGUUGCAUGGAGAUACACCAAUGGCUGCCUGGGAAGUGGUUGACACUUUGGAGAAUCUACAGCUCUCUGGAAACGGACCUACACACAAGGAGAAGGUCAUUGAACGUCUGAUGUCCCCACGUCGCAGUGGAGGAGGACGCGCUUUGGGUCACACCAUCAAUGAGGACGACGACGAGGAUGCAGCUCUUAACAACCUGGCUUUGGAGCAGGAUGACAACAGUCCCACCGUACGGGUGAAACUCUGUCUGCGCAACAAUCACGAACACUGCGGCGACUACACGGAUGCUGAGAUUGCGUCGUCCGUAUCAUCGCCGCUGCAAAGGCGAAAAUCUUUGGCCCUCGAGCAUUCGAUGGAUCUGGCCCUCAGCAUGGAGGACCAAAAGGCAGCUCUCUAUGCCACACAAAAUGGCUAUAGUUAUCAUCCGGGUAGCGGGGUUGUUGGCGUUGGUGUCGGCGGUGGUGUUGUUGGUGUCGGCGGUGGUGUUGGCACCCUCGGUGGUGGCGGUGUUGUUGGUGUCACAGGCAUACCCGGUUUGACAGGACACACGUUGCCAGGAAAUGAAUGGGUCAACAUGGGAUACAUGGAGAACAAUUAUUCGAACUCGAACAAUGGCGGCAGUGUCAACUCACAGGACUCGCUCUGGCAGGUGAAAAUGUCUGCAGCUGCAGUGGGCAACCAACAGACCCUCGUCCAGGCACCACACAAUCAAUAUGUGGAACAGCAACCCACCUAUGGCUAUGAUCCACUCACGCAUGGAGGCUAUGGGGCCGUCGACGAUUAUGCACCUUAUCCACACUUGACGGCCACGCCCAGCCAGGUGGGCGAUGAAUAUCACAAUUUGCGCAACAGUCAAAAUCCGUCCCGGCAGGAUUACUGCAGUGAUCCCUAUGCAUCUGUACAGAAGCCCAAGAAACGUGUCGAUCAGCAUUUAGAUUCACCAUAUCACGACGUAAGCGGCCUGCCGAACCCAUACAACAUGGAGCACAUGGAACAGGACGAGGUGCUGCCCCCCCAACAGCACAUGUCCCUCAGCUACGAUGACAGUUUCGAGGGUGAAUAUUCUACAACGCCGAAUGCCCGAAAUCGUCGUGUCAUACGCGAAAUUAUUGUCUAAGGAGUAAAUUCACUACACUAAAACAACAACAACAAAAAUAACAACAACAAAAAAGAGAAGAUGAAGAAGAACAGGCACUCCAUUUAUAUAUCUCUCACAUACACAAAAACACACACAUUCUCAUCAUUAUCAUUAUUGUCAUCCACAAGCAAAAUCUCAAUUCUUACUUAAUUUUUACUCAAUUUGAGAAGUGGCCAUUUUUGAAUAUAUAUUUUUUUAUUAAAAUAAUAUUUGUUGUUAUAAGUAUGAAGUAUGAUAACGAUACAGAUAACGUUAACAUAGUUUAGUUGAGGGUACGUGUGUUGAGUUUUAUUGGCAACGAAUUGAUAUACGAUACGAUAAUUAAGCAUCGACUUCUCACAACAUUAUCAACCAGCUCUAGUUAAGGCCGUCACUUUGUUGACCCACACAUACACCUACACACACUAACACACAUAUGCACUAAAUGUUAAAUACGAGCUAAUCACUCUUUAUAUAGGGCAGUUAAGUUCUACGUACAGUAACACUUAUGCUAUGAGGUCCCAGUCGCAUGCAUUCGCAAAAACAAACGAAAUGUAACUUUAAGGCAUAACAAGUUGAAAUGAGCAAAA